UGCGGCGCAUCAUGUCCGGGUGCGUGUGAAAAAAAGUAUCGCAUUUGUUUACAUUUCAACUUGAUUUGAUUUGGAGGCACGAAUUUAGCGUAAACAUGCCCGGUGCGCGCGAGAUCGGGCUGGUGGGCGCCGCGCUCGCGCUCACGGGAGGCGUCGCGUGCGCUGUGUGUUAUCUGAGGAGGAAACAUGGGAGGAAAACACGAGAACCUGAGAAAACAGAGAGAGAAGGGCUGAACGAGGACGGGAGCAGAGGAGAGCACGUGCAUAAAGCCAUCAAGACCGACAGUGCACUAAAAGCGCCCGUGAUAUCAGAGCCCAGGUCAGCAGGUACUCAGGUGCUGGUAUUGGGUCUGGACGGGGCGGGAAAGACUAGCUUACUGCACUGUUUUGCCACAGGUAGCCUGGAACAAGACGUGUGUCCCACUCAGGGCUUCAACGCCAUCUCCAUCAACAAGGAAGAGCUUCAGAUCGAGUUCUUAGAGAUUGGAGGUACAGAGAAGCUGCGUGAUUACUGGCGGAUGUAUUUGUGUAAAGCGCGUGUGUUGGUGUUCGUGGUGGACUCGUCUGACCCCGAGCGAUUCCCUCUGGCUAAACGUCUCCUGCACCAGCUCCUGUCGGCCGACCCCUGCCUGCCUCUAGUGCUGCUCGCAAACAAGCAGGAUGUCCCCGGGGCCCAAGGGAUCACUGAUCUUUACGAGGCACUGGAUUUGGGUAAUGUUGGCGACGGGCACCGGCUCAGUGUGAUUGGUACUCAGGUGAAGAAGGGAAAGUCUGGGGCCAACGCCGGUGUGCAAGAUGCUCGUGACCUCAUCAUAGAGAUGAUGUCAGAUGAUUGACCACCGACUAUAUGUCUUUAAUAUGGCUUCCUAUGGUCCCAGUUAUGAAGGGCUUUACAUUCACCAAAGAGUCUUCAAACCAGAUGACAACAAAACAGCUGUUUUUGUAGUAGAAGAGAGACUAGUUCUCUUAAUAAUCUUCAUGACACUAAAACAUUAUGAUUGUUAUAACUGAGAAAGAAAACUGAGCAUUUUGAAAAAGAUGCCAAAGAUAAUCAUGUUUUUCAGUGUAUUGCUGCUACUGUUGUUAUUGUGGAUUAUGGGAUGUUUGAUUAUGAAUUAACUUUGCUUUGAUUGGUUUAUAAUGUAACUUGCUGACUUGUCAGUAAGAAAAGUCUAUAAUCAAGAUGACUGUAUGUUAUUUUUGUAACUUGACCUUUCUGUCUUUAAAUGGCUUUUUGUUGCCAGAAAUCAAGUGAAGAUUUGAGCAAAUUGGCGAUUGUCUUUUGACAAACAUUAAAUAUGAAUUGAAAUGA
This is a messenger RNA of Cyprinus carpio (common carp), 1312 nucleotides long. Its product is annotated as ADP-ribosylation factor-like protein 9. Gene Ontology annotation, molecular function: GTP binding; GTPase activity. The record is from RefSeq and is a predicted model, not a curated record. NCBI's taxonomy places the organism in Eukaryota, Metazoa, Chordata, Actinopteri, Cypriniformes, Cyprinidae.